Elaeis guineensis (African oil palm) is the source of this 1353-nucleotide messenger RNA. RefSeq names its product serine/threonine-protein kinase Aurora-3. Gene Ontology annotation, biological process: protein phosphorylation. The record is from RefSeq and is a predicted model, not a curated record. NCBI's taxonomy places the organism in Eukaryota, Viridiplantae, Streptophyta, Magnoliopsida, Arecales, Arecaceae. Gene Ontology annotation, molecular function: ATP binding; protein kinase activity.
UUGAACACCAAAAUGGCCCGCCCUUCGCCUCUGCCUCCCCGUCCCCCCCUCUCUCGACCCCUCUUCUCCUCCCAAAUCCCUUCUCUCCCCCCUCCGACGCCCCAAACGGAGAAGAAGCAGAAGAAGGAGGAGUGGAGCCUCGCCGACUUCGAGAUCGGAAAGUUCAUCGGCGAAGGCAAGUUCGGCAAGGUCUAUCUCGCCCGAGAGAAGCAGAGCGGGUACGUGGUGGCUUUGAAGGUGAUCUUUAAGAAGAAACUGGAGAAGUACCGAUUCCACGCUCACCUCCGACGAGAGAUCGAGAUCCAGCACGGGCUGAACCAUCCCAACGUCCUCCGGCUCUUUGCCUGGUUCCACGACGCCACCCGCGUCUUCUUGGUCUUGGAGUUUGCGGCGCGAGGCGAGCUUUACAAGGUCCUUAGGAAGCUCCACCAUUUCUCUGAGAAGCGCGCUGCCACUUAUAUUGCGAGCCUUGCGGGUGCGCUGGUGUACUGCCACGAGAAGCAUGUGAUCCACAGGGACAUCAAGCCGGAGAAUCUAUUGUUGGAUAUUGAGGGUCGGCUUAAAAUUGCGGAUUUCGGAUGGGCUGUGCAGUCGAAUGCUAAGAGAAAAACCAUGUGUGGCACUAUUGACUAUCUUGCUCCAGAGAUGGUGGAAAAUAAAGCGCACGAUUAUGCCGUUGAUAACUGGACCUUAGGCAUUCUUUGCUAUGAGUUUCUUUAUGGCAUUCCACCAUUUGAAGCUGAAGACCAGAAAGAUACCUUAAACAGGAUAGUGAAGGUUGACCUCAAAUUUCCUUCCACUCCUCAUGUAUCUGCCGAAGCCAAGGAUCUCAUAAGCAAACUCCUAGUGAAGGAUUCAUCAAAAAGACUAUCUCUUAAAAAUAUCUUGAAGCAUCCCUGGAUUGUCAAGAAUGCAGACCCCACUGGGAGCUGCUGUGAGUAAAGAGGUGGUGAUUUGAAGAGAGCCAUGCAUAAGUGCUGUAUUUGGAAGAAAGGAUAGAUAAGACAGAGUGUGAACUCAAGGAGCUCAUAAGGACUUGAGGGUUGGUAGCAGAAGAAAAAAAAUCAAAUCCUAAGACAUAUCUUUAUCUAAAAUGUACUAUAAUCAGAACUGUUUCAGAUCUAGAGCUUGGUUCACAUGUAUGUCUGCAACCUUUUCUUUCUGUUUUUCUUUGUUUCUCUGAAACCUACCAUGAUUGUUGUAAAUAAGAGCAAGUAAACAAACAUCUGCAACUGAUCCUGCUUGUUAAGCAACUUUAGGAAUUACACUGAUGAGCUUAAUGUUAUAGCAGAUGCUUGUGUAUGCUUAAAGCAGAUAAAUUUCACAGCUGAUGGUGCAUUUGAAUAUGUUUAA